AUUGCGCGUUGUUGCUUUCGACACGUCGGACGUCAAAGUUGUUUUUAAUUCGUGUUUCUGUGGCGGUGGAAACGGAGUUUGUUUUGAAUUUUUGGAUUCGUAGCAAGCAAGUGUGCGAUUAUAAAAUUUAUUUUUCAUAUUAUGUGCUUACGGUUUAACAGUAUCUAAUGGGAAUACUCAAACCCGGUCUACUUUAACGGUUCGGAACUAAUUCUUAACUUCAUCUCUAGUGAGUUUGAGUGCAUUUUGUGCGCGUAAUACAGCGGCAAAAAACAAGUGUUAAUUUUAUGAAGCAGGAAUAUUAGAUAUUAAAGAAUGAAGUGGCACUUAUGUGUAACAAGAAAAUAAUUAUACAACAAUUAAAUUAUUUCCAUAUAAAGUGUGUUGCUAAUCAAGUUAAUCAAACUUCCAAUGAAAAAGUGAAAAAAGUUUGUGAGUACAUGAUUAAUUAAAAAAGUGUUAUAAUAAUAAUAUUAAUGUAAAAAUAAAAGCAAGAGUGUCACUGUGCAGUAAAAAUAAAUAUUAAACUUAAUUAGGCGAAGUGAAUUAAUUGCCGCCAUCCAAGAGUCGCAAGGCUACGAUAACACGUUGAUCACGGCGAUUUAGUUACCAGCAAGUAGUGUAUUUGUUGUUUGUGCCAACUCUGGCUAGGUGAGCGAACUUUUUAACCGAUUCAUGAAAAAGGAUUAAUGCUCUGUUACUUUGGUGUGGAGCACUCAGUAAAAAGCGAGUAAGACGACCAACACCGGCAUUUUAAGUUCCAUUGACAAUAACAACAAAAGUGUGAAAAGUGCAAAAGCAAAAGCAAACACAAAAGAUUAAAUUCCCAUAACUACACGAACGAAAUCAGGCAACUCCAACCGAUCAACACCCGUUUUACUUUUGCUUCAACUUGAACGCAUCAGUAUCUUUCCACAUCACAUCAACAUUUUCGGACAAAAAAGUGUGAAUUUGUUGAGAAAUUGAACCAACCCCCAAAAAAUAAAAAACAAAAUGCUUCCACACAUGCAACGUCGUCGUUUGGGCUCUGUCGGCGAUUCGGCGCCACCAUCGGAAUCCUCCGAGGGUACGAAUUCAUCCGAACAGAAUGAGCUGAUGAUCAAUCCCGACUGGUCGGCACACUCACACACCUCGUCGGUACAUACGCACACAAACACGCACACCACUGCAUCAUCGACGAACAACACGAAUGCAGCAAAUAAUCACAACAGCACAUAUUUCGUUGGCUCCGAUGUGGACGCUGACACGCUAAGCAUCGAUACAACGAGCAACUCAAAUCUCUCCGAAUAUGAACGCGGUCAGGUGGAGAGCUUUUUCGGCGGUUUGGGUACUGACAUUUUCGUCUGCUCAUCGCUGGCCAAUCUGUAUGAAGGCACCGGCAAAGAGGGUGAUUGGCGUCUCGUCUUUACCGGCAUACCAGUCGUUUUACACGAUCGUGGCAGCGCGCGCUCCCGCGCCACAUCACGUGUCACAUUGGUGUUGGCCGAACGUGGCUCAUGUUUUGCACUCUGGUCAGAUCGCAUAGAUAAUUUGUCAAAUUAUCGUUUCGCCGGUCCAUCCUUUCACACGAUGUGCCUCUCAACGAACCAUCAACAGCUGAUUGGCUUCAGUUUCGAUUCAACCGAUUCGGCUUGCGAACUCUACCAUCACAUUGAGAAGCUGGUGAGUGAUCCGGAAAAUAUAGCGCUCUCACUGCCCGGCAAGAAGAAGAAACUAAAGCAGAAGCGUGUCAAGCCAGCGCCAUUGCCGCCCAAAUCGCAAAUCUCGCAACCAUGUCAAUUCCAGCAUGUCACGAGCGUUACGAAGGACGAUACAGAUCGGUACUACAGCAUGCAGGCCUUCGCGCCGCAGUCGCUGAAGCACCGUUGAGCGUAGGUGGGAUGUGAGAAAUGUAAUAGCCAUAACCUUACAUACAUAAUGAGUGUAUGUAUGUAUAGUAUAAGUAAAUUCAUAUAUUAGUGGUAUAAGCAGAUCGUGUGGCGGUCCGUCAAUUCGUGAACUUAGUCGUUAAGUGAAUUUUUAACAAUCCAUCUUUUUAUUACUCAAUAUUAUGUGAAGGAAAUAUGAUAGCGAGCAGCAUAUUCAAACUGUUUGAAAGUAGCCAAAAUCAGUAAGCCGACCUUUGUAUCUUUCUACGCGCCUACAAACCGGACAUUUUGUGUAAUAAAUAAAUAAAUAAAAUAAUUAAAUAUUUGAUAUUUACAUUUGUAUAUGUUAGAUUGAAUUUGCGUGUUGCAUAAGCAUGUUUAUCUGUGAUAUAGACAAAAAUCCAUUUUAUAUACAAGUAUGCUACACGGCAAAAAAGAAUGUGAAGAAAGUAGGUUUUCGUUAAGAAUUUGUUACAAAUAAAUCUUUACAGACAGAUAAAUACACUUAGCAGAAUAAAUAUACUUAGAAACUAAGUAAAAUAACGAUUGAGCUGUACAGCGGCGUGUUUUGGCGACAUGAGCGUCUCCACUGUAUAUCCAGGGUAACCAGUUGUAGUAAAAUCCGUCAUUAUUAAUCUAAGGCAUAAGACACGUUAAAGUUAUAAAAAAGUAGUCACCGUUGUCAAACGUUUUAUAUGUAAGGGUUAGUUAAGUUAAGUGGAAAAAUUAAAAAAAAAAAUAAACAUUUAAACAAAUAAUCAAUAAUAUAUUUUCUAGCACGUUCUAGUUAAUAAUUUUGUUCGAAUACCUAUAGGUCGACUAUUAUUAUUAUUUUUAUUAUUAUUAUUAUUAUUAUUAUUAUUAUUAUUAUUACUAUUAUUAUCGAGUAACUUGCUUUAGUUGCAUUAAAUAAAUUUCAAAUACCGAAAAAAUCAAAACAUUUACAAGAUGCUACACUGUAAUGAAGUGCUAAUGAUAAAGUUUCUAAACUUGUAAAUACUUAUCGACGUAUUUUAAAAUAAUACUAAAAUUAUUCCACCAUAAAUCCGAACACUUUCGGCUAGAACGACCUAUGUUAAGGGUAACAUAUUGAAAAGCUAAUAUUUUCUUGAAGAUUUAGCUCUAAAAAAAUCGAAAAUAUGGUGGAAAAGUGUUAAGAAACUCUAUGUCUGCUUUCAAAACCUUAAAUAAUAUCAUUCUCUAAAAAUGUGAACAGAAAUUCUUUGUAAUAAUUUAUGAAAUUUUAUAAAACUAAAAAUAAAUAGUUAAUAAAACUUCUUAUAUUGAAGAACUACAUCAGAAGCAUAGGUUGAGGAAGAGAGAACAUUUAUUUUGGGGGAUGUUAACCCCAGUCGUUUCACAAUGGGCCUCCCAACGGUCUAGGUGCAUCGUCAAACUCCCACACUACCCACUUACCUAUCUACUACCUACCCACAAUAUUAACCAACUAUUGACAGAGUAUUUAAAAAAAAAAUCAGUAUGAGGACAGAGAUUCCAUGCUUCGUAUUGGAAAAAAUUCAAAAUGACACGCCUCAAAAUUAGAAGAUUACAUAUAUCUACAUGCAUCGUCAGACUUCUACUCUGCCGACUUACCUACCCACAAUACCUACCCACAAUAUUUUAAUAGGAUAUUUGAAAAAAGUCAGUAAUGAAAACAAAAGCUUCGAAACCAUCAAACUAUGAAAAGAAGUGCUACGUUUUGGAAAAAUGUAAAAUGGCACCCCUCAUUAUUAGAAGAUGAUAUAUAGGUGGUCAUAAGUCAGACUCCCAAUCUAACCUCUUGCAUACCCACUACCUACCCAUAAUUUUAACCAAAAUGCCAUGCCUGAAUAUUAGCAGAUUUUAUUUAAGUAAACGUGUAGAACUCGCGAACAUUUGUGUAAUAUUUUCAAAAUUAACUUUCAAAAUUUUCAAGCCAAGUUAGGAAACGUACUUUUAUAUUUAUAUCCCUUAUAAGUCAUUUGACUGCAACUAGGACUAGGGCCUCAAUAAAGUCCUUUUCAGCUUGAUCAGGAAAACUUCAUCGUUGACAACCAGCUGAUUGUAACAAAGUUUGAGAUUUUCGAAGAAACAUUUCUCAACCAAUUACUACCAAAACUGUUUUAAAAAGUACGGCAAGUCCUGUCAUUGUCAUAAGUUCUGUUAGAAGUUGAUUCCAUUAUAAAAAUGAAACUAUAAUACAAU
Molecule: messenger RNA, 4052 nt
Organism: Bactrocera dorsalis (oriental fruit fly)
Lineage: Eukaryota; Metazoa; Arthropoda; Insecta; Diptera; Tephritidae
Gene: MESR3
Exons: 6
Coding region: 994-1869 (291 amino acids)
Biological process (GO): regulation of transcription by RNA polymerase II
Cellular component (GO): nucleus
Molecular function (GO): DNA-binding transcription factor activity, RNA polymerase II-specific; RNA polymerase II cis-regulatory region sequence-specific DNA binding
Source: RefSeq, a predicted model, not a curated record